AUGACCGAGGUACUCUCGGUGCCCGCUGGACGGGAUGGUGAUUACUUCUCCACAAGCCAUCUUCGUCGUUCGGCGCCAUCGCAGUCCUCGUUUUUUGACAACCCGCAAUCAUCUUACUCCAAAUCUAAAUCGUCAUACGGCCGUCAUGACCGAGAUCACAACUUUUCCGUCUCGACCACCUCCUCCGCACCCUCAUCACCACCGCACUUCUCUCACACCAAUUUUUCCAAUCCCUCUUCUCUCGACUCGACAUCAGUGAGCAGCCUCUCGUCAGAAUCCAAAUUUUCACUCGAAGAUGAUCCCGUAGUGUUUCCGUCGUAUGACGAUGUCGGCUAUUACGAGCAGAUUGAGGAUUUGGAUACGUCAUCGAGCCUUGAGCCGCAGAAUGAUGAAUCAGAGCCGGCAAAUACAGAACAGAAUCCGAAAGAUGACUCCUCUGUGCGAAGUAACAGCCCUCGACGAUCAUCACCAGAACCGCCUGCGCUUGCUGCCGAGGAUGACACGGCCAUCCGAUCAGAACCUUCUCGACAUGUGGAUUACCUGUCGCACGAUUGGAAGGAGGAGGAUAUCUGGUCAUCAUGGAAACAUAUUGUAUCGAAAAGAAAAUUAUACGGUCAGAGCUCGCGACUGGAGAAUGCGUCUUGGCGGACAUGGGCCAAGUCAAAGUAUCAUCUACGAACCGUCUCGCCAGAAACAUUAAACUGGCUCAAGGAUUGUGAUGUGACUUGGCUCUAUGGCCCCUUGCAACCAGGCUCCAAUAAGAGUUUCUCGCCCUCAGUGUCGGAACCGCAAAGUCGUCUCUCGAAGAGCAACUCUUUUCUCAACAAGAAACCCAUUUUGAAGAAGCGAAGCAUGUCGGAAGUCAUGCUGCAGCGGUCCAUCUCCGCGGCGUCCUUGCUGAAGCAAGCCGCUGCGGCAGUUCAGGCUCAACAGAGUGCCAGAAAUGGAGAUGGAAACCGCCCCCCUGUCGGCCGUGCUGCUUCCGACUAUAUUACCUCCUGUGUCAUGUCUCCUCCCAUGAGUCGUGGCAAUUCAAGUGCUUUGGAGUCAGUUUCAUCAUCUGGGAUCCCGUCACCCAGCAGCGGCGAGCGGCGACACAUCAGAUUUGCUGAAAAGGUUGAGCAAUGCAUUGCCGUCGACAGCGCCGAGGAUACAGAAGAGGAGGAUGACUACAGUGCAAUGGAUGAAGACGACGACGAUGACUCAUCCGACGACGGACUCGUGAUGAUGAAGAAGACCCCUCGCAGACCCAAACCGCCGAGGCGCAACAGUUCCCGCAACAGCACCAAUGGAGAAAACAAGACGAUUGCAAAGUUGCCCUCUACGACGCUCAAAUACAAGGAUACCCCCGAGGACGAAACUCCAAAGCAACAAGUGGGUGGGUUCUGGGGAACGAAACUGUCCCCUUCGCCGUCACAAGAGACUCUCAGACCUUCCCGGCCAUCGAGCAACUUUUUGCUUGACGAGGAAGAUGAAGAUGUGGAUUUGGAUUGGGAGCCGUCCAGAGUCUCCCAUCGCGAGAACAGCAGCUACGACGCGUCAUCUCAUAUCCACUUUUCGUCAACUGAAUCGGAAGGUACGAGUACUCCAAGCGGUCUUCGGCGCACUCCUUCUGGCAUGUUUAUGCCUUAUGAGGAGGACGAAGAUGAUGUUGUGGCCGCCGGCCUCUUCGGCAGAGUCGUCGAUACCGUCAAUACCGCAAAGGACAUAGCCCACGUUAUCUGGAACGUUGGCUGGCGACGAUAA
Molecule: messenger RNA, 1746 nt
Organism: Xylona heveae TC161
Lineage: Eukaryota; Fungi; Ascomycota; Xylonomycetes; Xylonales; Xylonaceae
Exons: 2
Coding region: 1-1746 (581 amino acids)
Biological process (GO): cellular response to glucose starvation; protein catabolic process in the vacuole
Source: RefSeq, a predicted model, not a curated record